CGCGCGGCCGGGGCGGGCGGGCAGAAGCCGCGGCCGAGCGGCGGGGCAGCAGCGGGGCCGGCUCCGACGGGUCCCCGCCGGGAAAUGGCUCCGUGACGCGCCGGGGGACGCGCGCCCACGCCCGAGCGGCCCGGGUGGCGGCGGCCGCGUCGGAGCACCGAGGCCGGGCUGGAGGCGGACCGCGCCGCCGCGAGUGGACGCGACCCGGGGAUCGCCGCCGCCGCGCCGGGAGCCUAUGAGGCGCUGGCGGUGUGCAUCAGCAUUCCGAGGCCUGGCAGUGCCAGUGCCAUGGCCCCGAGGGUGCUGCUGUGCGCGGUGCUGGGGGUGCUGCUGGUGCCACCCGCCCCCGCUGCUGCCGCCCUGCCGCAGUUCAGCGCCUUUCACGCCGAGACGCGCGACUGGACCUUCAACCACCUGGCGGUGCACCGCGGGACAGGCGCUGUGUACGUGGGCGCCGUGAAUCGCGUCUACAAGCUGGCCGGCAACCUGACGCUGCAGGUGGCCCACAAGACGGGCCCCGAGGAGGACAGCAAGGCCUGCUACCCACCGCUCAUCGUGCAGCCCUGCGCCGAGGCGCUCACGCUCACAGACAACGUGAACAAGCUGCUCCUCAUCGACUACCCCGAGGAGCGGCUGCUUGCCUGUGGCAGCCUCUACCAGGGCGUGUGCAAGCUGCUGCGCCUGGCCGACCUCUUCACACUGGGCGAGCCCACGCACAAGAAGGAGCACUACCUGUCCAGCGUCAACCGCACGGGCACCAUGGUAGGCGUGAUCGUGCGUGCGCGUGGCCGCGAUGGCACGCUCUUCAUUGGCACAGCCGUGGACGGCAAGCAGGACUACUUCCCCACGCUGUCCAGCCGCAAGCUGCCCCGCGACCCCGAGGCGGCCACCAUGCUGGACUAUGAGCUGCACAGCGACUUCGUGUCCUCACUCAUCAAGAUCCCCUCCGACACGCUGGCGCUCGUGGCGCACUUCGACAUCUUCUACAUCUAUGGCUUCGCCAGCGGCGGCUUCGUCUACUUCCUGACGGUGCAGCCUGAGACCCCCGAGGGCGGGGCGCUCGGGGCUGCGGGCGACCUCUUCUACACAUCGCGCAUUGUGCGCCUGUGCCAGGAGGACCCCAAGUUCCACUCGUAUGUCUCACUGCCCUUCGGCUGCACGCGUGCUGGCGUGGAGUACCGCCUGCUGCAGGCCGCGUACCUGGCCAAGCCAGGUGCCACGCUGGCCCAGGCCUUCAACAUCAGCGGCCACGAGGACGUGCUCUUCGCCGUGUUCUCCAAGGGCCAGAAGCAGUACCACCAGCCGCCCGACGACUCUGCACUCUGCGCCUUCCCACUGCGCGCUGUCAACCAGCGCAUCACUGAGCGGCUGCGCUCCUGCUACCAGGGCGAGGGCCACCUGGAGCUGAGCUGGCUGCUGGGCAAGGACGUCCAGUGCACCAAGGCGCCGGUGCCCAUCGAUGAUGACUUCUGUGGCCUGGACAUCAACCAGCCCCUGGGGGGCUCCACACCUGUGGAAGGGCUGCCGCUCUAUACCACCAGCCACGACCGCCUCACCUCCGUGGCCGCCUACGUGUACAACGGCCACAGCGUGGUCUUCGUGGGCACCAAGAGUGGCAAGCUGAAGAAGAUCCGGGCAGAUGGCCCCCCACAUGGAGGUGUCCAGUAUGAAACGGUAUCAGUGCUCAAGGACCACAGUCCAAUCCUGCGGGACAUGGCCUUCUCCACAGACCAGCGCUACCUGUAUGUCAUGUCUGAGCGGCAGGUCACGCGGGUGCCGGUGGAGGCGUGCGAGCAGUACACCACGUGCGGGGAGUGCCUGAGCGCGGGGGACCCCCACUGUGGCUGGUGUGCCCUGCACAGCAUGUGCUCCCGCAGGGACCGCUGCCCACGUGCCUGGGAACCCAACCGCUUCGCAGCCAGCCUCAGUCAGUGCAUGCGGCUCCAGGUGGACCCCGGCAGUAUCUCUGUGUCCGAGCAGCGCCGGCAGCUCACUCUGGUGGUCAGCGACGCCCCCAGUCUCUCCGAGGGGGUCACCUGUGCCUUCGGGAACCUGACGGAGGUAGAGGGGCAGGUGGAUGGGAGUCGGGUGCUCUGCCUCUCCCCCGGGCCCAGGGACGUGCCCGUCGUCCCUCUGGAUCAAGACUGGUUUGGCGUGGAGCUGCAGCUGAAGGCCAAGGAGACCGGCAGGACAUUUGUCAGCACUGAGUUCAAGUUCUACAACUGCAGCGCCCAUCAACUGUGCCUGUCCUGUGUCACCAGCGCCUUCCGCUGCCGCUGGUGCAAGUACCGCAACCUGUGCACACACGACCCCUCCAGCUGCUCCUUCCAGGAGGGCCGGGUCCGAGCCGCCGAGGACUGUCCCCAGCUGGCACCCACGAGCGAGAUCCUGAUCCCCGUGGGGGAGGUGGAGCCCAUCACGCUCAAGGCCCGGAACCUUCCACAGCCCCAGUCCGGGCAGCGCGGCUACGAGUGCGUGCUCCGCAUCCAGGGCGCUGCCCACCGCGUGCCUGCGCUGCGCUUCAACAGCUCCAGUGUGCAGUGCCAGAACAGCUCGUACCAGUACGAGGGCAUGGAGCUGAGCAGCCUGGCCGCAGACCUCAGAGUGGUGUGGAACGGGAACUUCGUCAUCGACAACCCUCAGGGCCUAAAGGUGCACCUGUACAAGUGCGCGGCCCAGAGAGACAGCUGCGGGCUCUGCCUCAAGGCCGAGCGCAAGUUCGGGUGCGGCUGGUGCCGGGGGGAGCGCAGGUGCACGCUCCCCCAGCACUGCGCCGCCUCCGCCGGCCCCUGGCUCCACUGGUCCAGCCACAGCGUCAAGUGCUCCAACCCGCAGAUCACCGAGAUGCUGACAGUGUCAGGACCCCCUGAAGGAGGAACGCGGGUGACCAUCCGCGGUGUCAACCUGGGCCUGGACUUCUCGGACAUUGCCCAGCACGUGCAGGUGGCCGGGGUGCCGUGCACGCCACUGCCUGCAGACUACGUCGUCGCCGAGCAGAUCGUGUGUGAGAUGGGACCUGCACCCAGGGCAGCUGUGGCUGGGCCAGCUCGUCUGUGUGUGGGCGAGUGCGGGCCGGAGUUCGUGACCCAGAGUCAGCAGGAGUUCACCUUCGUGCACCCAUCCGUCCAUUCGCUCAGCCCCAUCCGCGGCCCCGAGUCGGGGGGCACCAUGGUCACUCUCACUGGACAGCACCUGGGUUCUGGGAGCCGUGUGGCUGUGCACCUGGGCAACCAGACCUGCGAGUUCUAUGGGCGGUCCAUGAACGAGAUUGUGUGUGUGUCCCCACCCUCGGCCACUGGCCUGGGCCCAGUUCCUGUGUGGGUGAGCGUGGACCGUGCUCAUGUGGACGGUGACCUGCAGUUUGAGUACAUUGAUGACCCCCGCGUGCAACGAGUUGAGCCUGCCUGGAGCAUCACCAGUGGCCACACACCCCUGACAAUCACAGGCUUCAAUCUGGACGUCGUUCAGGAGCCCAGAGUCCGAAUCAAGUUCAACGGCAAAGAGUCUGUGAACGUGUGUCGGACCGUGAAUGCCACCAUGCUCACCUGCCUGGCCCCAUCCCUCACCACCGACUACCGGCCUGGCCUGGACACAGUGGAGCGACCCGAGGAGUUUGGCUUCGUCUUCAACAACGUUCGCUCCCUGCUCUUGUACAACGACACCAAGUUCAUCUACUACCCCAACCCCACCUUCGAGCUGCUCAGUCCCACGGGGGUCCUGGACCAGAAGCCUGGCUCCCCCAUCAUUCUGAAGGGCAAGAACCUCUGCCCACCCACCUCAGGGGGCACCAAGCUUAACUACACAGUGCUGGUGGGGGACACGCCAUGUGCCGUCACUGUGUCUGAGACGCAGCUGCUGUGUGAGCCCCCAAACCUCACAGGGCAGCACAAGGUCAUGGUGCUGGUGGGCGGCAUGGUGUUCUCCCCCGGCUCCGUGAGCGUGGCGGCCGACAGCCUGCUCACCCUGCCUGCCAUCGUCAGCAUCGCCGCGGGGGGCAGCCUGUUGCUGGUCAUCGUCAUCGUCGUCCUGGUCGCCUACAAGCGCAAGUCCCGCGAGAACGACCUCACGCUCAAGCGACUGCAGAUGCAGAUGGACAGUCUGGAGUCCCGUGUGGCACUGGAGUGCAAGGAGGCCUUUGCUGAGCUACAGACGGACAUCAAUGAACUGACCAGCGAUCUGGACCGUGCCGGCAUUCCCUACCUGGACUACCGUACCUAUGCCAUGCGCGUGCUCUUCCCAGGCAUAGAGGAUCACCCCGUCCUUCGAGAGCUGGAGGUGCAGGGGCACGGGCAGCAGCAGGUGGAGCGGGCCCUGAAGCUCUUCGCGCAGCUGCUGCACAACAAGGUCUUCCUGCUGACCUUCAUCCGCACGCUGGAGGGGCAGCGUGGCUUCUCCAUGCGCGACCGGGGCACUGUGGCCUCCCUCAUCAUGACGGCGCUGCAGGCGCGCCUGGAGUAUGCCACCGACGUGCUCAAGCAGCUGCUCUGUGACCUCAUCGACAGGAACCUGGAGAACCGCAACCACCCCAAGCUGCUGCUGAGGAGGACGGAGUCUGUGGCUGAGAAGAUGCUCACCAACUGGUUUGCUUUCCUGCUGCACAAGUUUCUGAAGGAGUGCGCGGGGGAGCCGCUGUUCAUGCUGUACUGCGCCAUCAAGCAGCAGAUGGAGAAGGGGCCCAUAGACGCCGUGACCGGCGAGGCCCGCUACUCGCUGAGUGAGGACAAGCUCAUCCGGCAGCAGAUCGACUACAAGACGCUGAUCUUGAACUGCGUGAACCCUGACAACGAGAACAGCCCCGAGAUCCCUGUGAAGGUCCUCAACUGUGACACCAUCACGCAGGUGAAGGAGAAGAUCCUGGACGCCGUGUACAAGAAUGUGCCCUACUCCCAGCGGCCCCGGGCCACUGACAUGGAUCUCGAGUGGCGCCAGGGUCGCAUUGCCCGGGUCGUGCUCCAGGACGAGGACAUUACCACCAAGAUCGAGGGGGACUGGAAGCGGCUCAACACCUUGGUGCACUACCAGGUGUCUGACAGGUCUAUGGUGGCGCUGGUGCCCAAGCAGACCUCCUCCUACAACAUUCCCGCCUCCGCCAGCAUCUCCCGAUCGUCCAUCAGCAAGUACGACUCCUCCUUCAGGUACACAGGCAGCCCCGACAGCCUGCGCUCCCGCACGCCCAUGAUCACGCCCGACCUGGAGAGUGGUGCCAAGGUGUGGCACCUGGUCCGCAACCACGAGCACGGCGAGCAGAAGGAGGGCGAGCGCGGCAGCAAGAUGGUGUCCGAGGUCUACCUCACCCGCCUGCUGGCCACCAAGGGCACACUGCAGAAGUUUGUGGACGACCUUCUGGAGACCCUGUUCAGCACCGUCCACCGUGGGAGUGCGCUGCCCCUGGCCAUCAAGUACAUGUUCGACUUCCUGGAUGAGCAGGCGGACAGACAUGGCAUCCAUGACACGGACGUCCGCCACACAUGGAAGAGCAACUGCCUGCCCCUGCGCUUCUGGGUGAACGUGAUCAAGAACCCGCAGUUCGUGUUCGACAUCCACAAGGGCAGCAUCACGGACGCCUGCCUGUCGGUGGUGGCACAGACCUUCAUGGACUCCUGCUCCACAUCCGAGCACCGGCUGGGCAAGGACUCGCCUUCCAACAAGCUGCUCUAUGCCAAGGACAUCCCUAGCUACAAGAGCUGGGUGGAGAGAUACUACGCAGACAUCACCAAGCUGCCAGCCAUCAGUGACCAGGACAUGAAUGCGUAUCUGGCCGAGCAGUCCCGCCUGCAUGCCACCGACUUCAGCAUGCUGAGUGCUCUCAGUGAGAUGUACACAUACGUGAGCAAGUACAGUGAGGAGCUCGUCGGAGCCCUGGAGCAGGAUGAGCAGGCGCGGCGGCAGCGUCUGGCCUCCAAGGUGCAGCAGCUCAUCGGCGCCAUGUCCUUCGAGAGCUGACGCGGCCUGUCCUGCGGGAGGAGCCCACAGCAGGGCGCCCCGCAUCCCUGCACAUGCCCUUCCCGCCAGGCAGCGGACGCCCACCGAGGAUGGGUGGCAGCAGGCGUGCAGGUGGAGAGGCGUGUGCGGCCCUGCUCGUGGCGCUUUGCAUGAGGACUCACUGAUGUAUCUGGGGAAAUGAGAACUUUAAUUUUUUUAAGAAAAAGGAAAAACCAGAAAUAAAGCAACAGAAAAAGCCUCCCUGCGCCCCGAUCCAGCUCCUGUCUGGCCUGAGCCCGUGCCUGCCUCUGCCAUCAUUCUUCCUUGUUCGGCUCCUGCUUCCAAGCGCCAGAGCCCACAGAGAGGCUGACAGGGCUGGAGGGGCAGCCCAGCCUGCGGCAGGAGGAGGACACGGGCCUCGAAGGCACUUCGAAGAAGCCACCCUCUGCUGGACGGUGCCCUCAUCCCCGCCCCAGACCUGGAGAGGGCAGCACCCUGACCCUCACAGCUGGCACGGGGCGGCUGGCCAAGGCCUAUCCAGGCUCUCCUCCAGCAAGGACAGACCAAACCGUGUGCACGACGAGCAAUACUUGAAGCCAGCAGGCGUGCGGGCACCCAUGGGUGUCUCCUGAGGCUCCUCCUCGGGCCUGGGACUAUCCCAUGUGCAGCUUCUGAACCAGAGACCAAAGGCUCCUGCGCUCAGCCUGCUGCCAGCCCAAGGUAUCGCCCCAGGACGGCACUGGGAACCCCAGGCCCUGUGAAAGAAGGACCCUGCACUGCGGCAGGCUGGGCACGGGGUUGGAAGGGCUGCAGGGGCAGAGCGUCGGACACCCCUCAUUCUGGGUUUACAGUGCUGGCACAUGGGACCAGCUCCCAGAUCACCCGCACCCCCUCACCCCUAUCUCCCAGCAGCUCCCAUUGCCAAAGUCCCUGCUGGCGCCUGGGGCUGGGCAGGGGCUCUGAGGGCAGCUGACCCUGCGCUUGACCUGUGCCUGAGCCCCACCGAGAGGAGGAGUGGAACACAGUCCCAAUACUCAGGAAACGCGCCCUUGCUUGCCCCCCGCAGCCAUACCGCGGGGCGCUCCCCCACCAAGCCAAAGGGACUGUGCUCUGAGCCCCCGACAGAGACGUGAGGGGCUGUGAACUCCACUGCUUCGGUGGGCAGCAAAGCAUGCUGGACGCCACCCCCCCCCCGCCUCCUGUCCUGACUGCAGCCCCUUGACACCCUAAGGAGGUGGUGAAGUGGGGACCGAGGAGUCGGGCCUGGAGCAUCUCCAUGUGCCACAGAGGGGGACUGGUGCCCUGGGGGGAAACCAGUCCCUCCCACCUCCACUGUGGGCCCCUCCUGCCCCCAGAGUACAGGGCUGGGGAGGGACAGGGAGAGCAGAGGCUAGAGAUGCCCCACCCUGGAAGAAAGCUGCUUCCCUUUCCAGAACCUUCUGCGCAACAGGACCCAUGUGGCUCCAGAUGGAGAGACACAGUGAGAUGGAGGCCAGAGGGUCCCGAGAACUCAGGAGCCAGCCUCACCCGUCCCUCAUCCUGGCAGGGCAGAGGGCUGUGGGACAGAGCUCUCGCCCCUGCAGAGAGCAGAUGGGGUGCACUGUGGGCAAGAGGGCCGGGCCUGCUCCUCUCAGCACCUCCCAGGCCCAGCUCCCCAGAGGCCAAGGCCAGUGCUGUCCACGUAGAAUUUGUGGGGUCACUCCUGGUCUUAGGGGUCCACGUGCCAGGAAACCCACGAGGAGCACUCACGCCAGCUGCGUGGCCCUUUCCGAGCCCUGUGUCCACCAAGCGCCCUGUGAAUAGGCCGCAGGGCCGGAGGGAGCCGCGUCCUCUGCUCCCCUGUGGACACUGCAAUUGUGUUAUAUAUAUAUUUUUAAGGAGAUUCAAUGAUCACUGUCUGGUUUUUGUUGUUUUUACAAAUGUUGUGGAUCAAACACUGUAAGAAAAUGAAGUAUUUAAAACGUUCCAAUAAAAUGGGGUUUUUGUUAUUCUAAUAUAUUAUUGUGAACCUAUUGUAAAUAUGAAAACUCCUAUUUUGCAAGCCAAGGACACAUUUGUACUGUUGUUAUAUAUAAAUAAAGUUUACUGGAUAAAAAUGUA
This is a messenger RNA of Sorex araneus (European shrew), 8022 nucleotides long. It is a transcript of the gene PLXNA2, whose product is annotated as plexin A2. Gene Ontology annotation, cellular component: semaphorin receptor complex. Gene Ontology annotation, molecular function: protein binding; semaphorin receptor activity. Gene Ontology annotation, biological process: regulation of GTPase activity; negative regulation of cell adhesion; regulation of cell shape. The record is from RefSeq and is a predicted model, not a curated record. The transcript has 32 exons. Lineage: Eukaryota; Metazoa; Chordata; Mammalia; Eulipotyphla; Soricidae. Bases 289 to 5943 code for a protein of 1884 amino acids.